AUGGCAGCAUCGCAGAGCGACACAAACCCGUCAGCACAACCCAAAAGCGCGGCAAUGGACCACCCACCUGCGACUGAUGGCGCGAAGGCCGACAGCAAGGCGUCUGUACUCACUCUCCCGCGCGAACUUCGAGAUAUCAUCUACGAAUAUACCUUCAGUGGUCACGAGUACUCGAUCCACGACAAGAAGAGAGACCACACCACCGGCUUGCUACGCGCCUGCCAACAACUUCGCGCCGAAUCCAUCACUACCUACUACAAACUCACUCGAUUCAGGUGCGACUAA
This is a messenger RNA of Fulvia fulva, 285 nucleotides long. RefSeq lists its product as uncharacterized. Bases 1 to 285 code for a protein of 94 amino acids. The record is from RefSeq and is a predicted model, not a curated record. NCBI's taxonomy places the organism in Eukaryota, Fungi, Ascomycota, Dothideomycetes, Mycosphaerellales, Mycosphaerellaceae. The transcript has 2 exons.